GGAACAUUAACUAUGCAAGCAUGGCGUCUGAGGCCUGGACUGCGGAACUGAGCCCUCUAUCGAGAACUUGCCAGAAUUGCGCCGAUUCAAAGGUCCGAUGCGUUCGUAACGGAGAAGAAGUCUGUACUCGAUGCCGCCGUUUGGGCAAGGAAUGCGUUGAACGCAAAGCACGCCGUCGCUUUUAUGGAUUUCAAAAAGAUUUAAAGAUUAAGGCUCUCGAGUCUAAGAUCGACGAACUCAAGAGGACGCGAACUGCUUCAUCUAGGAGUCGCAGUCCCAAUAGCGUUGAUAGCAUAGAUGCAGCCCCUAUUCACAUAGCCGAGGAAGAUGUCAUCGACCAUGGCUUUCUAUCCAUGGAUAUGGCUGAAUCUCUGGUCCAUACGUUCAAAAAUGACAUGCUUUCACAUUUCCCCUUUGUCAUUAUUCCUCCCCUCGUCAGUGCUGCAGACCUCCGUCGAGAAAAGCCAUUCUUGUUCCUGGCCAUCCUGGUGUCGGCUUCAUUUCUAGAUGUGGCGCUGCAGCGAGCAUUAGAUGCCGAGGUGAAGAAAGCUGUGGCUUCUCAUAUGAUAAUCAACGGGAAGAUAUCGUUUGAUCUGCUCCAAGGAUUGAUGGUGUAUAUUGCGUGGACGCACUAUCAUGCCCGACCGCAUCGCUAUUCCCAAUUCAUGCAACUGGCCAUUAGCAUCAUUAUUGAGCUACGUCUAGACAGAGCGCCACAAACAAAGACAUGGAAGACCGGUAUCCGAUUUGCAGAUCAGCCUCCCUCGGAAAUCGAAACCCAUACCCGGCCGUACUGGGGUCUUGAUGAACAAAGAGCCAUUGUGGGGUGCUACUAUCUCGCUUCUACAAUCUCAAUUCUUACUCAAAAACAGUCCAAUUUCCCUCACACACCGUACAUAGAAAGUUGCAGCAAGUCCGUAUACAAUGCAGGGGGGGCUCCAUAUGACAAAUACAUGUUCUAUAUCGUUCGACUACAGGUUUUGGCGGAGAAGAUCGAUCGAUUAUCUAUUCGACAUGCCGUAGAAUUUGGAAGUCCGGGCUCGGCCGCCGAGUUGUACGUGACAUCUUUGAAAUCAGAUUUGGAGACAUUUGUUGCUGAACUGCCCUUUGGGCUAUAUGAUUUCCCGCUUCUUGCCAUACAGUUCCAAACAGCUGAGCUGUGUUUAUAUCAACUCAGUUUAUCUGCAAUUAAGCAGCCGAUACUGACCCAUGCUCCACCUGGUAACAGGUUCGGAGAUGAAUUUCUGUAUGCUGCAUUGGUUGCAGCUUCAUCGACCCUUAAUGUAUAUCUUUCACUACCGUCCGCGUCCGAAACGGCAUUGAGCAACACCCAGUGGGUGCAACUGGGAUUUGCCAUGAUUGUAGGAAGUAAGUUGAUUGCUACUGCGAGUUCCAAACUGGGGCCGGAGCCAGCCGUUGCUCAGCGUAGAGCCUCGUGGAUCAGCACUUUGGAACAGUUGAGAUUGCGGAUUAGUGUGCUGGCCACCGCUCAUACAAGUCAGAGUAGAGAUCGCAACGUUUUCGAUUAUUUUCAGCAACGCGUUGUUUAUAUUCAGAGGUGGUUUGACAGACAGGACGCUCCAGCAGCAUUGUCUAUUCCCACAAGCGAUUCAGAAGGAUUUAUGUAUUGGGAAAAUCGACAUGAUCUCUUCGCGGACAUAAACUUUGAAGACUUUUUCACAUCCCCAGAAGAUGAGCAUUUAAAUGUCGCUAUCGAUCGGAUGAUGAAUGGUUGGGUAGGAUGACAGCUUGUCUGAUCAUCGGUUUUAUUCUCGCAAUGCAGCACUUCAUAUUCCUAUAUGGGAAUGUUGGGAUGUUGGGGAGUCGCUCAAGACCCUUUUCCUUCCAGUUUGAUUAUAUUGGUAAUGAGUAACGAAAAAAUUUAGUCUAUAUUGCGUCUUGGUAACUUAUAAGGAUUACUAACCCCUUCCUUCAAUUCACACUGCAAUGUUGAGAGAGUGCGAAUUGGGGCUGAACUAUCUCCGUUCCGAAAGUGUCAGACUUUCUCUUUUUCUUUUUCGGGUAAGUGUGAUGUAUCUCCGAGCCGAUCUAAAUUGUUUAUAUUCAAGAUUACCACACCGUAGAACCAGACAUGCAUUACACUACCAAUAUUAUUAAACUAUCUAGAUUUCACCCUUCUCUUUUUGUUUAUCAUCAUGACAAUUCUUUCUUUCGCACUCGCUCACACAUUUGGUAUCAACAGCGGAGACUGCAUUGAGACAAGCGUUU
This is a messenger RNA of Talaromyces proteolyticus, 2229 nucleotides long. RefSeq lists its product as uncharacterized. The transcript is spliced from 6 exons. Gene Ontology annotation, cellular component: nucleus. Bases 21 to 1745 code for a protein of 574 amino acids. Gene Ontology annotation, molecular function: zinc ion binding; DNA-binding transcription factor activity, RNA polymerase II-specific; transcription cis-regulatory region binding. Gene Ontology annotation, biological process: regulation of DNA-templated transcription. The record is from RefSeq and is a predicted model, not a curated record. NCBI's taxonomy places the organism in Eukaryota, Fungi, Ascomycota, Eurotiomycetes, Eurotiales, Trichocomaceae.